ACUUGCCCCAGACCUGCAUUUGAGCGGAGAGACACGGCCAGAGGCAGCACAGCAGAGGAACUGUACAACUAAAUAUAUAGUCUGAGAGAAAGAGAGAGACAGAGGGACAGAGAGAAAGAAAAAGAGAGAUUAGCUGUGUCUAGUCUUUUUCAGGGAAGCCAAACCAAAUGAAGCUGCUGGUCCAGCACUGAUUCCUACGGCUGUGUAUCUCUGUCACUGGAGUCAUGAGCUCAAAGGGGACGAACCUCCACAACAAACGACUUCCAUCGGAGACAGAGCAUGCACAGAGAGUCCCGGACACAGAAUCGAGCCAACAAAUGAAGCUGAGAGAGAGACAACGAUUCUUCGAGGAAGUGUUUCAACACGAUGUGGAUGUCUACCUUUCCUCUGCACACCUGCAGAUAGACUAUAAAAGACCGCCCUUAGGAAGCAUCUCAUCAAUGGAGGUGAACGUUGAUAUGCUGGAACAGAUGGACCUGAUGGACAUUUCUGAUCAGGAGGCCUUGGAUGUCUUCUUUAGUGCCAGUGGAGAGGAAGGGUCACUGACAUCCCCUCUACCAGAUUUUGGCCACACUGACAUGGAGGAAAAUGGAUUACAGAGAAAUGAUUUGCCCUUGAGAAUCCCUGACCCUCGUGAGAUCAAGUCACGUAUGUUAUCUACUUCAUCCAACUCAACCUGUGACAGUCAGCCCUCCAAUGAGGAUGGAUCAAACACUCCUGUUGUCCAAUCAGAUGAUGAAGACGUGCAUGAAGAUGAAAUGUUGCGAACAGUGUCCACAGCCAACCACAUUGCAACAGAGGAGUCUGUCCUCCCAUUAUAAACCUGCCUUUUUCUUUUUUUUUUUGGAGGUGUAACAUGACUGUUUCAGGGGUGGGUUGACUGGGUUAGCCAUAAAUCAAUAUACUAAAGACUUCAUGAACACUUGUGGAAUUCAAGGUUCUGAUUACGCCACACUGGGAGUGUCACGCUCUGAAAGACCUGCAUUAAUUUUGUACUGUCGCUUAUGUUUAAACAUUUUAUUACCACAGGUACCUCCAGGUAUUGUAACACCACCUACACACUGCCAACAUUUUUCAGUUCUCUUUACAAAGGAUGUUUCUUUUCUGUAGAAAAACAAAAUACAUCACUGUUUUGAAUUAAAGGGGUAGUUUAUCUAAGACAAAUGAACAUUUGGUCACUAUUUACUCACAUGUUUCCAACACCUUAUGAGUUGUUGAACACAAAAUAAGAUAUUUUGAAGAAAGCUGAAAGCCAUCUUUCAUGGUAGGAAAAACAAAUAACAUGGAAGUCAAUGGUUACAUGUUUCCAGCUUUUUUCAAAAUAUCUUUUUUAGUGUAUGACAGAGGAAAGACACUCAUAAAGGGGAACUUUUUAGCUGAACUAUCCCUUUAAAUCAGUUCAGGUAAGCGUGUGAGUUUCACUUCUAAUUGAAAAAUGAAACUAAACAUAAAACAAUUUUUUAAGAAGCUUCUUGUUUACACCAUCAAAAAUGACAAUAGCUCACCCUCAUGUCAUUCUAAAUGCUUUUUUUUCUGUCUUCCAUUGGAAAUUCACACAACCCAAAACAUUUAAUAUAAUUUAACGAUCUUAAAUGCAAGUAAUCUGCAUUAGGGCUGUGCGAUUUAGGCAAAAUAUGAAGAGUUCAGAUGCAAAACCCUCUAAUUCCAUCAGACCUCUUUUCUUGUAAAUGAGAAGGCUCCUCUGGUUCAGAAGUUUCAUUUUAUGUGUAAUGAUAAGGUUAUUAGCUAGUCAAUAAAAUACCUUUUUUUCAUAAAUGUCACUUUAGACAAUUCUCUGUUUAUUAACAAGGUAAAUUUUAUGCAAAACCCUCUAAAUCCACAUAUUGAGACAAGACAGUGUAAUUAGUUGAAAAAUCACUAAAAAUGAAAUUAGAGAUUAUUUUAUCAAACAUAAAACACAUUACACAGACCACCUGAAAUUAAAAAUACAUCUGUCAAGUAAGUGGCGGUUCAUUCCACUGUGGUGACCCCUGAUAAACCGGGGACUAAGCAGAAGGAAAAUGAAUGAAUGAAAUCUGUCAAGUGCAUUGAUCAAUAACAUUAAAAUCGACAUUGAUUAAAUCUUAACAA
Molecule: messenger RNA, 2091 nt
Organism: Danio aesculapii
Lineage: Eukaryota; Metazoa; Chordata; Actinopteri; Cypriniformes; Danionidae
Product: dysbindin
Exons: 4
Coding region: 225-821 (198 amino acids)
Biological process (GO): negative regulation of protein kinase activity
Cellular component (GO): cytoplasm
Source: RefSeq, a predicted model, not a curated record